This is a messenger RNA of Petromyzon marinus (sea lamprey), 7381 nucleotides long. RefSeq names its product cilia and flagella associated protein 184 (gene CFAP184). The record is from RefSeq and is a predicted model, not a curated record. Gene Ontology annotation, cellular component: axoneme; ciliary basal body. Gene Ontology annotation, biological process: cilium assembly. NCBI's taxonomy places the organism in Eukaryota, Metazoa, Chordata, Hyperoartia, Petromyzontiformes, Petromyzontidae.
UUGGACAGGGGGUGGCCCAAUUUCCUUCCUUCGAACCAGGGCCCCUGCCAAUCGUGCGCCGUCGCCGAGCAUAAUGGUUGUGAGCAAAGUCCGAGAGGUCAUCACGGCCAAGGCUGUUGAUGACAUCGCACACCAUCACUUGCUAGGUGCUGCUGUUCUUGCAGUCGAUACCGGACUUUUCCCAAGGUCUGCUCUUAUAAUCUCACCACAGCCACCACGUGUUGUAUGUAUAUUGAACUUCUUUCGCACUGUACGUAACCAACCGUGCCAAUCGGAUUUGCGGGGGAAGGACAACAAACAACUCUUUAGAUCCCCCCCCUCGGUCACGGACCUCCGGCUGCCACUCAAAUGCUCGUGUUUGUAACCUGCCCACGCGACGCAUAGAUCACGUCCACUCACCCGUCGCCUCAACACAGGCUCAACUCAUGUCGGUGCUCGACUCGCAGACAAACUCUUGCCAAGUUCAAAUCGAAGUUAUCACAGUGGGAAGUCUGCUGUGGGCAGCUGACCUACGGAUAGACUGGCCCCUGGAAUGUGGGGUUUUACCUCUGGUACAGGACCACCGGCGAAUAAUGAUUCAAUGCCCCAAUUCGUUUGAGAAGACCCACACUUUUAUGAGACAUGAAAUUCUGAACUACCUGCACAGGGAAACAAAUGAGAAGUAAUAUAUGAAGUGCAAAAGUAAAUCUAACACGCCUUAAAAAAAAUAUAAUAGGCGACGUUUCGGGCAAUUACUCUUCUGCACAGCACAUAGCGAGGCAGUCAAUUGACUCUAUCGCGUUUCAGGCCUCUUGAGUAUCUCUCUUCGCGGAAAACGGCGCCGUUGUCGAGACCCAAUGCCACCCCCACCACGUUAUGAACAGGAACAUUUUAUCUUCUUUGGUUCUUUCGGUAAAGUCACGUAGAAUGAGAAUAAAAUAAUAAAUUAAAUAAAUUUUAGUGGGCGGUGGCUUUCACGUUGCCGGCAGUGACGUUUUCGCGUGGGCGGGGCGUCUCCGUGGUAACGUAAAGCCAACAUGGCGGACGCCGGGCCUCCAGCGGUUACCAUGGUGAGCGACCAAAAACUUCGCAUCAAAUUAAGCGACUUUACCGAAAGAACCAAGAAUAUAAUGACAACAUCAACGAUAUUACUGCCGAUGGGAGCGUAACAAUGUGUUAAACUGUAAAGCUUACCUGUCGCAACCCAUACGGUUUACCCCGUAUUCUUGUACAGGGAAAUUUAGUUUUCAGGUCCACGCGACGUACAGCCGCUUCAAUACGGGCAACAUUUGUUUUUUUAAUGUUUGUUUGUGUUUCUCCCUUGUGAUGGUGACUUUGUUGGAUGAACGUUGAGAUUUAUAAGGGGCACGGGGUGACCAGUAAGGUCUGAAUUGGUUUAAUUGGGUAGGGCACUGACAAGGGGUUGACGCGGGUAUGGUAAAGCCGUUGUGUGCGGGGUUAUUUUAGUUUUUAUCGUUCUGAGGCGGUUUGAAUUUAACGACACUGGUCGGUCAAACAGUUUCGCGAUCCCGUUGGAAAGUUUAGUUUUUGUCGUUGUUAAAGUUCCACGGCAACCGUACUCGGGUGUUAGCUCGCUUCCUCGCUCGCUCGCUUUCAAGCGCUCCCGUCGACCGCCUUCUUGGACACAUUCGCCGUGACCAGCGCACGAUGCCCGUCGUGUUAUAAAAUUCAUGUUAAUGACGGCGCGGAGUCACGGUACGUGGCGUCACAUACCCCGCAAUGCCCACGGAUCUCGUCGCAUCUCGGAAGCGAAGCAAAGAGGGGGGAGGGGGGGGGUUGAGCCUGGAUAUGUCUCGAACGGAGUCGCCAAUGGUGCGCGGCAUGGUAGCCACUGACUGCUGUGGAACAACUGCGGCUUGGCGAUGCACAAACGGGAGUUGUACAGCGCACCGUGCUUCGAAGCUCCCGCAUACGGUGACCACCGCGAUGACAAAGCCGAGGUGAAGUAUGGUCAAAUUAACCCCAAUCUUCGAACCCGCACCGCAGGAGAGUGACCAAGACGCGUCCGAGGGUCAGAGCGGGGAGGGAGCGGUGAUGGAGCCUCGGCAAGACCGAGGUGAAACGGACUCCACCGAACACGAAGCAGACCCCGUGCCCUCAGACACAGCAGACAGCACAAUUGGUGAGACGCGGGGCAUGGAAGACACCGAUGGGGCAAUUGAGACGCCUGCAGAGGGGGACACCGAUGGAGCCGAGACAGCGACAGCCAAAGACAUCGAAGGGCCUGAGGCAGCGGCAGCUGGAGACACGGACAGGGAUGCAGCUGAGACACCAGCAGAGACAGACACUGGCGGGGCAGAAGCGGCAGCUGACACGACGGCUGUCGCAGACGGUGACAGCAAAGGCGAAGAGGUUGCGCUGUUAAACAGCGGGCGCGAGGAGAUGCUGGCAGUGGGAGAGACGGCCCCCACAGAGGCGUCGGCAUCUGACGAGGUGGACGAGGGGGAAGCUCGGAAUCCGGAUGGAGCGGGCCCGGAAGUGAUCGUGAUGGAGGGGGAACGACUUUCCCCAGGUCCGGAACAGGAACCUGCACCUGGUGCUGAGGGUGAUGGGUCACCAGUGGAGCUGCUCACGGAACAGCCUGACGGUCAAGACAGCACAGAGAGAGCGGAGGGAGACUUGGCUGCGGCAGAGGCAGCGGAGGUGGCACAGGGAGAUAGGACCCCCGCAACACCAACCAUCAUCGCGCCCGACGAGGAGUCUGAGCGGUCGAUGGAGGAGCCCGUGUCACGGGAGCCAAGCGCUCACGAUGGACGGGACUGCGUCAAGGCCGGGGGCGACGGAGCCAUGGUAGGUAAUUUAGAUGCAGUAGAGGAGCAGGACAUGGAGAACACCGUGGAGGGUGAGAUGGAGCCACAGAUGAGUCAUGAGGAGCUUCUGGAAAAAUACCAGGCUCUGCAUGAGACCCACGAGAAGCUACUGAGGCGGAAUGGGCAGCUGCAGCACAAGCUCGCUGAUUACUUUCGCCGCAAAAAGGGCGAGGACGGACGAGUGGAAGUGGAGCGCGGAGGCCUCGACCAGGAGCAGAAGUAUCUCAAGUACAUGGUGGCCAUAGAGGAUGUGCGCCGCCAGGAGCAGCAGCAGCGGCUGGCGCUGGAGCGGCAGGUGGCCGACCUGUCCGCACGGCAGCAGCAGCAGCAGGAGUGCGUGGAGGCCGAGUGGCGGGCGUUGGCAGCCUGCAAGCGGCAAGCGGUGCUGGCAGCAAUCAGGACUCGCAUUGGGAGGCACGUGUCCAAAGAGGAGCUGAAGCAGAUGGAGCAGAGUGAGGAGCGCAAGGAGGAGGAGGUGGCGCACGUGCGUCUGCAGAACAUCAAGCUGAAGAACCGGUUGAGGAAGCAGGAGCAGAUGCUGCGGUCCCGUGAGGAGCUGGGCGAGGGGCUGCACCUCAUCGACUUUGAGCAGCUCAAGAUCGAGAACCAGACCUACAAUGAGAAGGUGGAGGAGCGCAACGAGGAGCUGCUGAAGCUCAGGAGGAAGAUCACGUGCACCGUGCACAUGCUCACGCAUGUCAAGGAGAAGCUGCAGUUCGUGCAGGUCGAGAACGAGGAGCAGAGGGCAGCUCUCGCCUCUGUCGAGGUCCACGUGGCGCAGAGACGAGACGCCCUCACGAGAACCAAGCAGGCCCGGGACGCCCUGCGCACCGACAACAUCCGCCUGCGCCGCCGUGCGGGGCUGCUGGGGAGCCCCCAGCUGCUGCGUGACCUCGAGGUGGCGGUGGACGGCGCCGAGCGGCUGCGUGGGCGCCUGCAGGAGCUGCGCGCGCGACACGCCGAGCUGGCGCUGGCCGCGCGGGGCGUGCGCGCCAAGGUCGAGCAGGCCCGGGCCGUAGCGGCCACCGGUGCCAGCGCCCGUAGAGGAGGAGGAGGAGGAGGAGCACUAGUGAGCACGUACGGCGCCGGCGCCCUCGCGUGAAGCCCACUGGUGCUCGGCGGCAACCAGCAGGGGUUUAGCGAAGGUGCUGCCUGCGUUCGUUGUGAUGGUAGUUCACUCCAUCGGAUGGAUUGCGAUACAGAGACAGUGAUAGGGAUAUACGUGUUUGAUAUAGUUGCGUGAGUUUGACCAAGUAAGUGCUGUCUCUUUGAUUACGAUUGAUAGGAUGGAUACAAAAAAAUUUCCGAAAAAUAUAACCUACUCACAAAGAAGGUUUUUUUUUUAAAUGUCCGUGAUAUAUAUUUUUUGGAACAAACACAUUUACAGUAACAACAACACUACCUUUAUAUACCUUUCGGGAAGAAGACCUCAGAAAGUGUGUGAAAGAAUAAACAGGAGAAAGCAGCUGCAGGUGACGAAGUUUGUCCAAUCACAGAUUUAUUCAAAGCUACUGGGAAAAAAACACAGUGCGUACAGUGGGUUUGCGAAGAGAAAAUUCAGUUUCUCAAAUGGGAAGUUAUGCAACGUGAAUACAAACAGGGCUAUUUUGACUUCAAUCAGCUAUUCUCUCCUCCAUAAUGGAAACCCAGUGACGUUCCCUGAGAGCAGUGUUCUUCACUAAUUUCCAGGGGGGGCGGUCGCUUUUGUUGAUAAGACAUCAGUUGUGAGGGCCGUCACACUGCCUGCAAGGGGUGUUUUCACAUGUUGUGUGUUGUCGUGGGGGCCGUACAUCAGGGACUGCACUAAAGGCACCAGGGGCUGCCAGUGGCCUGCAGGCCCUGCAAUGAAGAACACUGCCUUCGAGCUCAUGAGCCAAAGGGGUUGGCUAGCAUCACCUGGGAUUGCAAAGGUUACAUGUAUCUACCAUUAUAUACGCACUUAUUUUUAUUGUUUUAUUGCAAUGCUUGCGGACUUUUGCCCCUUCUGCGCAACUCACACCCACGUCGCAGUGGCGUUUCAACAUCACCUGACAAUGUAGAUUCGCCUUGAGUGAUUUUUGCUCUCUGAAGUAGUACCAAAUAAAUCAAUGCACAUGGUAAUGGUUAGUUUUAGGGCUAGUGUUUGGAUUUACGGGUGGGUUAGUAUAAGGUCUAGUGAAAGAUUAUAGCGAGAGUCAACAUGAGGGAUAAUGGUAGUAUUAGCGUUAGAAUUUGGGUUAGAUUUCACAUGUAGUAAAGUUGAAGUGACGUUGGGCCUAUACAUGGUCAUUGGUCGUGUCUUGCUUGAGAUCCUACGGGAAGUGGUUUUAGUUUCACAUGCAGCUUUUACAGAUGUCACUCUGAAGUCUCGUGAAAAUGAGUCUCGUGUAUAGAAAUCAGUUUAGAAAUUAUAUCUAGAGCCGUCCUUGUGGUACGGCGAUUCGGGCGGAUUGCCCUGGGCCCCGCAUUUUGGGGGCCCCCAUGCUUCUGGUUUAGUUUGAAGGCGUCGCAGGUCCCACAGAGUGUUUUGCCCUGGGCCCCGCACCUCCCAUAUGGACGGCCCUGAUGAUAUCCGUUCACUUCCAUUGAGAACCAUUCCCAAACAUGAAAACGGUCAUGCCCUAGUGUGUUCUGAGUUCGUAAAGCAAAAGUUAGAGAAAGGAGAGGAAGAGAAAGACUGAAGAUAACAUGGAAGUAUAACAUUAACAGGGACAUGACAGGAGCUGAGGUGACAAGAGAUCGGGGAUGGGGGGAGGGACUACGGGAGACCUUCGACAGAUAGAUAGAGGGAAACUUGGCUGGCUGACCCCAUAGCAUCGUGGAAACUGGCCAUAAAAAUUUCUAUCGCGAUUCAUGAUUGGUUUCCUUUUGGUUAUAUUACGUAUGUAUAAGGUCAAUUCGAGAGCUAUGCACCCUCCACCACCUGACAAAGCCAAAGACACGAAGCUGUUUUUCAGCAAAACCGGUUAUGUUGAAAAGCAAGCAAUUUUGUUUACAAUUGUAUACGACGUUUCACUGGUUAUUACACCCAGCACCAGUAGGUGUGAGCCAGAGCUCAGAUCUCUCGUGAGGUCUGAGAUUCCUGCAGCGUCAGUAAAAUGAGAAGCACCACUGUCAUCUUACAUAGAGCCUGGCACACACCAUAGCAAUGUAGAACAUUUCCACCAAUGCCUCAGAACCCCCGGCAUAGUUAAAACAACCAACAGAUGCGGACACUAUGACAAGACUGACCUCUGACUUUGCAUAGGCACCCAGAGGUCGGUGAAUAAGGGGAAAGAUACCCCUGUAAGAGCUGACCUUGGAGGUCAACCGUCAACUGAAUUUCAUCUCGAAGACGCUGGGUCGCACUUAACUGUGUUAGAACUACACGUGGGAGGUGCGGCUUUCCUCAAUUAUUGGGGAAUUAAGUAGUCGCCUAACUUUGGCAGUGGCGAAGUACAAGCAAUUACUCGCAUGCCCAAUCAUUGCCCAAUUAAAUGAUUUUGCAGGAGGUACAAAUGGAAUCAUCCAUAUGGUGACCACAAAUGCCAUCGAAGAGCUUUUCCGAACUCAACCUGCAGUCAUGAAAUUCGUCCUAUGCUUUUCAAAUACCACAUGAAAGAAAAUGUUUAACUUUUCAAAAACUGCGAGAUCUAGCAGAGGGAAGGAAUUGACAGCUAGCUGUAGUGGCAUCAACGGAUAUUGCUGGUGGUGCUGACGUCUCAUUUUUAGUUAACUUGAGUGGCUUAGGCAACCGAAAUCCUGCGUCUCCUUCAUUACUUAAUAGCUCCCCUAUGAGCUUGGUAGAUAUUCCACGUUCCUUUAGUAGGUGCCAGGCUCUCUAUAUAAUGACCUCAAUUAAAAUGUCAUAGGGUGCAAAGUGUAGCUUUGUAGAAACAAAAAUAUCUGCGACUUGUAGGAGGUAAACAUGGCCCUGGAUGAAAAUCGGAGCGCAGUAUUCUCCCAGGGUCUCAAGUCUGUUGUCAACCUCGAGUAAAUAUUUUGCAGUGAAGGAAUCUGAGCUCUUGACGUUAAGUAACCCCUGCUGAUUGACUGUGUUGGCCAUGUCUUGGUGAGUGGCCCUUAUUUCCUGAGUGCCCUCUCAUCGUAUUUCCAGUCGUCGUGUUGGGGCACGAUAACAAGUUUUCAACAAAGUAGGUUACCCGUCUGUCCAUCACGUAUCGGAUUUUCAACGUCUCCCCACAUGUGAAGGGUUUUUCCAUGCACCAUGGUUUCUCUCUGUGCAAGAACAAAUAUAUACCAAUAAGGGAAUUGAAUAAACACCCUGAGCAGGGCCCUCCUAAAAAUAGUGUUGAGACUCGGCAAGUCCUUGCUAAAUAAAGAACUGGCACUGUAUUAUAGUGUCAACUCGGGUGGUGGUGCUGCUGUGGUCAGAGCAUUGAGCUCACAAGUGGAUUGUCGCAAGUUCAAUUCCUGGUAAGAGAGUCACUUAGUGCACCAUCGUAACCCGCAAAGCACAAGCAAACUAAGCAAACGCUCGGGGCCCCUAGCAGUUAAAGGGGCCCUGGAUUAGAAAAAAGAAUAGUGGUGAACCACAUAUCAGCUGGAAUUUAGAUCCUAAUAAAAUCGAAUAAAAAAAACCAGCCAAUUAA